UGUUGGACGAACGUGACAAAAUAUUCAGAUUCCGCGCUACGCGCCACGCGCUGAUUUAACUGAAUUUGACGUGUCUACUGUAUGCAUCGAUUGAUAUAAAUUCGCGCUGAUCUAGGAACACAAAAUAUAAGCUGUAACAAAAAAUAACUGCUGAAUAAUUUUCGCGCAUAUAUGACUCCGAGACUCGACUGUACCUGAAAAAUUGUCAGAAAAGCAAUGUUUAGCACAGCAAGAAGUUGUUUCAAACAAGCCGCAAGAACUAGAAAGUUACAUUUAGACAAUCAAAAAUCCAUUCCUAGGAAGCCUGAACCUGAACUCAAAACCUUACCAAUUUUCCAAUACCCUACAAGUCAAAAGGAUGAUCACAGGGUAUACGUAUGGGGGCUUGCAUCGCACGGUGCUCUUGGAGAACCGAAAGUAUUAAAAAAAGAUAUCUUGUGUCUCGCAAAGCCGAAAAGGUUAUCUUUUGCCGAACAGCAUAAAGUGGUAGACAUUGCUUGUGGCUACGGUUUUACAGCGUACGCUGUAAAUUCUCCGGAUCACAACGUUGUCUAUGGGACUGGAAUAAACACAGACUCACAACUUGGCUACAAUGUAAUUGAUAAAAAAUUUCCUGACAAUCUGGUGCUUACUCCGAGACCAAUAAAUUUACCGCUGCAAAAUACUUUGACAAAAGUCACAGACAUGGCUGCUGGAAGAGCACAUUUAUUAAUAUUAACAACAGAGGGUUUAUUUACAUUAGGUAAUAACGCAUAUGGCCAGUGCGGUAGACCAAUUAUAUUGAAUGAAAAUUAUGAGAAGAGCAUGGCUGUUCAUCAUAUACCCGACGUUAAAGGAAACAAAAUUAUUGCAGUGACAGCUGGUCAAGAUCAUAGCAUACUCUUAACAGAGACAGGUGAAGUCUAUACAUUUGGCUGGGGUGCUGAUGGACAAACAGGCCUUGCACAUUAUCGAAAUGAACAUCGGCCAAGCUUGGUCAAAGGUGAUCUGGCAGGGCAGCAUAUAACCAAAGUUGCCUGUGUCGCUGAUUGCGUAUUAGCUCUUAGUGAUAAAGGAAAAGUUUAUGGUUGGGGUAAUUCAGAAUAUGGACAGCUACCAGCCAAAGACGACAAUUAUCAAGUGAAUAUUGCUACAGAAUUAAACAUGGAUCAAAAAAUGGGACAUAUUACAGACAUUGCAGCGGGUGGAUGCUUUUGCAUGGUCUUAAACAAUGCUGGUGAUGUCUAUGUGUGGGGAUAUGGCAUACUCGGUCUUGGACCUGAAGUGCGGAAAGUAUCAAAACCAACCAUGAUUCCUCCUACAUUGUUUGGCCGCAAUGUGUAUAAUCGUGAUAUCAAGGUAACAAAGAUAUAUUGUGGGAUUAGUCAACUAGCAGCACUAACCAACCAAGGAGAUUUGUAUAUGUGGGGUGGCAAUAAAUUUGGAUCCUUAGGAUUAGGACACAAAGAAAAUCAAUUUUUUCCUUUGAGGGUUGCAGUAGGAGCUCAAGUGAAAAAGAUUGCAUGUGGAGUGGAUCAUACAGUGACUCUCUGUAAACCUUUUAUUUAAAGAUACAACACCUGUU
Linepithema humile (Argentine ant) is the source of this 1564-nucleotide messenger RNA. Its product is annotated as RCC1-like G exchanging factor-like protein. Gene Ontology annotation, cellular component: mitochondrial inner membrane. Gene Ontology annotation, molecular function: guanyl-nucleotide exchange factor activity; rRNA binding. Lineage: Eukaryota; Metazoa; Arthropoda; Insecta; Hymenoptera; Formicidae. The record is from RefSeq and is a predicted model, not a curated record. Gene Ontology annotation, biological process: positive regulation of mitochondrial translation.